This is a messenger RNA of Myripristis murdjan (pinecone soldierfish), 2440 nucleotides long. It is a transcript of the gene pnn, whose product is annotated as pinin, desmosome associated protein. The coding region runs from base 46 to 2106 and encodes 686 amino acids. Lineage: Eukaryota; Metazoa; Chordata; Actinopteri; Holocentriformes; Holocentridae. Gene Ontology annotation, cellular component: catalytic step 2 spliceosome. The record is from RefSeq and is a predicted model, not a curated record. The transcript is spliced from 9 exons.
CUCUGUCACUUUGACGUUCCAGGUUUACGCUCACUCAGAGCCAAGAUGGCGGUGGCGGUGCGGAGCUUGCAAGACCAGCUCGAAAAAGCCAAAGAGAGCCUAAAGCAUGUGGACGAUAAUAUCCGCAAACUAACUGGACGAGACCCCAAUGAGUCGAGACCGGGCCAACUGCGCCGGCUCAGCGGCCCCAUGGCAGGCCCCGGAGGAGGUAGAGGCAGAGGGAUCAACCUGCUCAGGCGUGGUCUCUCAGACAUGGGAAGCGGCGGCCCCCCUGCUAAGCAGAGGGACAUCGAAGGCGCCCUGCUAAGGCUGGCUGGGGACCAGAGGGCCAGGAGAGACUCGCGUCACGACAGCGACGCCGAGGAUGAUGACGAUGUCAAAAAGCCGGCGUUGCAGUCGUCUGUAGUAGCUACCUCCAAGGAGCGAACACGCCGAGACCUCAUUCAAGACCAGACCAUGGAUGAGAAGGGCAAACAGAGGAAUCGGCGUAUGUUUGGCCUGCUGAUGGGGACCCUGCAGAAAUUCAAACAGGAGUCCAAUGUUUCUUCAGAGAGUCAAAAGCGACGUUGUGAGAUCGAGCAGAAGCUGGAGUCUCAGGCUGAGGCAGAGAGAAAGAAGGUGGAGAGCGAGAGAAGAGAGCUGUUUGAAGAGAGGAGGGCUAAACAGACUGAGCUGAGACUACUGGAACAGAAAGUAGAGCUAGCUCAGCUGCAAGAGGAGUGGACGAGCCACAAUAAUCGUCUGGUGAAAUACAUCCGCACUAAGACCAAGCCUCAUAUCUUCUACCUACCUGGGAAGAUGUGCUCUGCCACACAGAAACUCCUUGAUGACUCCACAAAGAAACUAAAUGCUGUGUUUGAGGAGAGGUGUGAGGCGUUUGCCGAGCACCUCAGCAAGAUGGAGUCCCGACCCCGGCGACAGCCAAAUCGCGACCCAGAUGCCAUGGCAAUGAAGACGGACCAGUCGGCGGAGGGUAAGCCAGCAGGCCAGGUAGUAGUCAAGGUGACAGGUAAUCGGGGUGAUGCAGAGAUAGAGGAAGACGAGGAGGAGGAAGACGAGGAGGAGGAGAGGGAAAGGGUGGGGGAGAAAAAGAAGGAUGAGGGAGAGGAGAGGGAGGAAGAAGGGGAGAAGGAGCGGGUGAAGAAGGCAGGGGAGGAAGAGGAGGAGGCAAUGGAGGUUAGUGAGGAGGGCGGUGAGGAUAGGAAGGAGGGAGAGGAGGAGGUUAAGGGCAGAGAUGAAGGGGUGGAGAAGGGGGAAAAGCAGGUGAGUCCAGGAUCAGGGGACGUGGAGAUGGAGGGAGGGCUAGAGCAGGAGGAGAAGGUUGAAGGAGAGACGGAGAGAGUCGAAGAAUCCACAGACCUCCAAAAGGAAAAGACCCAGUCCUCUGAGCCAGCUGUGCCCAGCCACAAUGCACCCAACGCCAGCCACCAGCCCCAGACCAGCCCCCUCCUGGGCAAACCAGAGGUGGAGUCCUCUGAGACCCAGGAGGCCUCUCCAACCCCACAGUUACAAACCCCCCUGACCCUGCCCGGGCUGGAGCAGAGCGCUCCUGGCCCUGAGCUGCCCUACGAUGCAGAGGUGGAGAAGCAGGGGGACCAAGGCAAAGCAGGGGGCCCAGCACCCCAAAAGCUUCAACCAGAACCCCAAGAAACGCCCAGCACUGUCCCCACUCCAAAAGAAGGGGAGGAGGGGAAUGUGGGGAGAGGGAGGAAGAAGGAUAAAGAGCAGAGGAAAGGCCGCAGUCGUAGCAACAGCUCCUCCUCUUCCUCCUCUGGCUCCUCUUCCAGUGGAAGCUCCUCCUCAUCAUCUGGAUCAAGCCGCUCCUCUUCUUCGUCAUCCUCCUCCUCGUCGUCCUCGUCCAACAGCAGCAGCCGGAGUCGCAGCCGGGACAACGGCAAGCGCAGGAGGCGGCCAUCGGACAGGAACAGCGAGAGGAAAAAAGGAGGCGAGAGGAGUCACCGUAAGAGAGGAGGGAGCAGCGGCGGAGGAAGGGACUCCAAGGGCUCCAAAGAGAAGAGGAAGCGGAGGAGCGAGGAAGGAAGGGGGAGGUCAUCUCGGAGCGAUAGGGAGCAUAAGGAUAGAGACAGGAAGGACAAGAGACGCUAAUUUGGUUCCCAGUGUGCGUCCCUGUAGCUGAGCUGAGAACCACAGAAAAAUAAACCUCCACUUCUUUACUUAACGACACAUGAGAUAACAAAUCUUUUUAAACUAGCCCUUCCCCUUAAAAUAUGUUUUCCAUGCCAAGGCUCAUUCAGUUGUUUUAACAUAGGAAAAUGUUUUCUCAUGUGGAAAUCUAUAUGAAGAUGUUUAAAAAGUACACUAGACAGAUGGAUUUGUUUUUUUUAAAAAAACAAAACAAAACAUGGGAAUCUAAGGUUGUCUUUAACUCGACCUAGAUUUAGACAGGAGGUUUGAAACAAAGAAGUGGACUUUUUUUUUU